CAACGGUUUAAACGGUUCAGGCCGCUUCAAGGCAGUGAAAGAAACAUUGCGUGUUUCAAAUGGCUAAUGAGAAAUCACAGAGAAAAUUAGUUUUGCACUUUGAUGCCAGGAACACUUUAUUUCUUUCGGACAAAAGCUACAGAUUUACUGUGGAGGAAGCUCUCAAUUCAUACAUCACUGGAAUUGUAUGGGGUCACUUGAGAAAUGAAUUAAUGGAAACUGUGAACCAAGAACCAUCAGAAAACGAUUCAAAUUUACAAGAUAAAUCUAUGAUUCCUUCUCAUUCAUUAUCAUCUGCUUCUUCUUCAUCACCAGUAGACGAUUCUGUCUCUGACUAUUCAAUGAGCAUUACUGAUGAAAUCAAUGGCAACGGAACUCAACAGCCAUCGAAGAUUCAUGUUACCGAUGAUAUGAAAGAAAAUCAUAGCAUCCCAGCUGAAAGUAAACUGAAUUUAAACCAGAAGACGAAUAAACUAAAAGACUACAUAAAAGAAAUUGAUUGUAAAAGUGGUAUUAUUACUUCAGUCAACACACAAAGUCAUCACCGUCAACCAUAUGCAGGUGAAAACUUUGAAAACCUCACUUCAAGCGAACUGAAUCAUUUCAAAUCAACAUUAGCCUGUUGGAAUCGUCUACCGGAAUCACCGUGUAUUCGACAACCUCAACCAGACGCAAUAAGUAUUUAUAAAUUAUUAGAACGGCAAAUUGUGAAAACAUCUUCCGAUAGGGGUCGACUGCGUAAAUAUCUUGGGAAUUUUACACAAACACCAGAAGGAAUACCAUUUCUAAAUCUAUUCACCGAACACUUGGAAUUACUUAAACUUACACCUGAAGAAUGUAUCAAUACUCCAUAUUGUUUACGCGUGAAAAGUGGGAAAAAUGAUGACAAUGACAACAGUAACAACGUAAGUAACAAUAGCUAUCACUAUUUAAUGCCGGCAUUUUACCGUUUAUUAACAUGGCUUAUAGACUCCAAUCGUCAAUUUGCUAUAUUCAUACGCACCUAUGGUAGAGAUGGUGAACAUAUUCUGUCUGCUGUUGAAGCCUAUGUUAAUGGUGAACAUCCACAAGAGAAACCACCAGUAAACGCUAAAUACUUAUUACCAAUUGACUUUACCAAAUGGUAUUUAAAACGCUCUGAAACACAACCGAUAUUUCAUCUGUACAAAGAGAGUGAACAACAAACAACUGAUGAUGUAAAACAACUAAUAGAAAUAUCACAUAAUCCAAACGAAAUUUAUAAUUUAUGGUCUAAACAAAUUGGUGCUGUUAGUGUUAUUGAUGAUUUCGCCUACUGGCAAGCGCAUAAUUAUCAUUACAAAUCAUCAAAACCAAUAUGGUUUAAUCCAGAGGACAAAACUGUUCAACAUAUUCUAUUUGAUGAUAAUAUACGUUUUGAAGACGACGGUUCAAAUGUCAUCGAUUUACAAUAUCUCGAAGAAAAUGGAUCAUCAUCAAACAGUUACAGUUUGGAUAUGAAUGAAGUCAUGAAAUGGGAGAAUAUUUAUUAUGUACAAGCAGAUCUACUACAGAUUAUACGGAAUAGAAAUUAUUUUAUUGAUAAAGUUUGUGAAUGUGAGACUAAUUUAAAUCGUGUACAAAGUGAAUUAUUGUAAAGAUAUCGAUAAAAAAGCGAAUGAAGAGCACAUUAUGAUGUAACAUUUGCACGUAACUAAUUUGUAUACUAAUUCCUUGUGUGUGUUUCAAGAGUAUCCUAUUAUUUUAACUAGAAUACAAUUGUCUUUUUAUAGAUUUGCUUUUCGCGACAGUUUUAAAACAAACAUUUUUUAUUUGAAAUUCUAUAUGCGUUUACAUUUUAGACUUAAAAUAUGAAGAAAGCGUUUGUUAUUUUAACCCAGUUUUCCUUCUUGUUGUCUGUUGUAUGUCAAAACACUUAGCGGAUAAAUCCUCUAUCUGUAAUCGAAUCAUUAGACAAUAAGCUUAAAAAGCAAUUAAGUAUAGUUUUUCUGCACAGUACAACCAAUGAGCCAUAGUUUUGAUGUUUGCUGAAUCCGAUUACCUAUUCAGUACUUUACAAUAAGUUGGGAGGAAACUGUCUGACGCUUUUUACAAACUUAUGUGAGUUAGAUGUUAGGAGUAAAUCGGCAGAAAGCUUGUGCCUAAUUUUUGUAUUCAGAAUUAUGUUGUCAAUCUUGAUGAUCACUUUACAUAUUUGAUAGAUAGAUUCUUACCAGCACUAAAAUCUGAUAUCAAAAUAUUCACAUUUGUGAAAAAGUAUUAACGUACAACCUUGUGUC
Messenger RNA from Trichobilharzia szidati, 2258 nucleotides. The record is from the annotation of a GenBank genome assembly. NCBI's taxonomy places the organism in Eukaryota, Metazoa, Platyhelminthes, Trematoda, Strigeidida, Schistosomatidae.